Messenger RNA from Thecamonas trahens ATCC 50062, 2937 nucleotides. RefSeq lists its product as uncharacterized. Gene Ontology annotation, biological process: double-strand break repair via homologous recombination. The record is from RefSeq and is a predicted model, not a curated record. Gene Ontology annotation, cellular component: chromosome; cytoplasm. Lineage: Eukaryota; Apusomonadida; Apusomonadidae. Gene Ontology annotation, molecular function: four-way junction helicase activity; ATP binding; 3'-5' DNA helicase activity. The coding region runs from base 1 to 2937 and encodes 978 amino acids. The transcript is spliced from 3 exons.
AUGAAACAGACCACCUUGUCGUUUGCCUCACCCACCUCGCCCUCUGGCCACCCUCCCCUGACCUCGGUCCUCUCCUCGGUCUUCGGCCACUCGUCGUUCCGGCCCAACCAGCAGGAGAUCUGCGAGGCUGUGGUGGGUGGCGGGAGUACGGUUGCCCUUCUGCCUACGGGAGCAGGCAAGUCGCUCUGCUAUGCGCUUCCAGGAUAUGUCCGUUCAGGUGUCACCCUCAUCGUCUCGCCCAUGCUCGCCCUCAUUGCCGAUCAACUGGGCAAGCUCACCGGCGCGGGCCUCACCGCUCACGCUCUCUCGUCUGCUGCAUCUGCCGCUGAGAACGCUGCGGCUGAGGCUGCGCUCGACGCUGCCACGGCAAACACCCCGCUCUACAUCCUUGUCACACCUGAGCGCAUGGCCAUGCCGCGAUUUAAGGCCAAGGUCGAGCGGCUCGCUGCGGCUGGCAUCCUCCGCACAGUCGCCAUCGACGAGGCCCACUGCAUCUCGACGUACGGGCACGACUUUCGCCCCUCGUACGGAAAACUAGCCUACGCCGCCGCGCUGCCUGGCGUCGCGCUCGUCGCGCUCACCGCCACCGCCUCGCCCGCCGUCCUCCGCGACAUCGAGUCGUCGCUCCACCUCGUCCGCGGCGAGUACACCCUCGUUCGCGCCUCGUUUGACCGGCCCAACAUCCGCUACGGGGUCAUCUUCAAGUCGCUUACGCCCGACGUUUACCUCAAGCUCCGUACGCUCAUUAUGCCGUUCCUCGCCGGUCGCUCUGGUGCCGGCAUCAUCUACUGCCGCACCCGCGCCGAGUGCGACGAGCUCGCCGCUCGCCUCUACAUCGACGGCGUGCCGGCCAAGCCGUACCACGCCGGCCUGUCUAAGGCUGCUCGCGCCGAGAACCAGACUGACUGGCUCGACGGCAUUGUCCGCAUCAUCGUCGCCACCCUCGCCUUUGGCAUGGGCAUCGACAAGCCCGACGUCCGCUUUGUCGUCCACUACUCCAUCCCGCGCUCGCUCGAGGCCUUCUACCAAGAGUCUGGCCGCGCCGGCCGCGACGGCCUCCCGGCCCUCUCGCUCAUCAUCUUUUCAAAGUCUGACGCGUCCAAGAUGACCUGGCUCACUGCCCGCGAGCGCGAUCGCAGGCUCGCCGCGCUCCGUAAGGCCCGCGACGCCCGGCUCCCGUCCUUCCGCGCCAUGUUUGAUGCUGCGUCGGCCUCGCUCGAGGCCACCAUCAACCUCUGCACCACCGCCUCCUGCCGCCGGGCUGCGCUCCUCGCCCACUUUGACGAGCGCCUCGCCGUCCGCGGCGCCGCCCGCGGCCCCGAUGCGUGCUGCGACUACUGCUCCCACCCCGAGGCCGUGGCCAAGGCCACCGCCCAGGCCGCGUCCGUUAAGGAGACCGUGCCUGGCGCCGCUCUCGCCCGCGGCCGCCAGCAUGCCGCCCCGCUGAGGGCCGGUGCCAAGACGCACGCCCUCCUCGUCACCUCGGACGAUGUCGACACCGGCCGUGCCCACUCGCGCUCGCGCCUCAAGUUCUCCGACCACGACUGCGCCUUUGAUGACGUCCGCUGGGCCUUUGAGGACGACGAGGCGCUCAUCAAGCCCGAGUUUCUCCACCUUCUCCCUGCCAUGCCUAAGGACGAGACCCGGACUGACGCUCAGAUCCUCGACGCCUACCAGGCCGCCGAAGAGGUUGCUGCCGCCCGCAUCCGCGCCCGCGCAGCCCGGAGCCGCGCCGCCGCAGAUGCCGACGACGACGACAAUGUCGACGCCGAGUGGAACCGCCGCGCCAACCGCAAGGCUCCGCCCGUCGCCAUUGUCCUCGACCCAGCCUCGCCCGUCCGCGAGCAGGCCGAGACCACCCCAGCUGUUCACGGCCUCACCGUAGCGCAGCGGACCAAGGCUCUGUUUGCGCUCCGAGAGGCACUCCGCGCCAACCUUACCACACUCUCCCGCCCGCACACCGGCUCCACAAGUUCGGCCGCCAAGCUCGAGCUUGCCCUCGCCCGCCGCGCCACCUCCAAGUCUGUGUAUCUCUCCGAGGUCCGCGACGCGCGCGAUGCCAUCCGCGCCACGACAGCCAAGACCGCUCGGUUCUCAGUCACCGGCUACACCGCCUCGCUGGCAGUCGUCGGCCUCGCCCGACGCCCGGCACCGGCCAAGUCGGCCCCCCUCCUUCCCACGCCGUCCGCCUCCAUCUCGGCCGCCAAGGCCGCCGAUGCUGUCGCGGCUGCCAAGCAAGCUGCCGCCGUCGCUGCCGCCAAGGCUGCGGCUGCCGCCGAGCGCCUCGAGGCCGCCCGCGCCGAAGAGGCUCUCGUCGCCGCGCGCCUCGCCAAGCGCAUCCACGGGCGCGUCCCGCAAGUCCGCUCCAUGGACGAGUUCCGCAAAGCGCAAGCCCCUGGCAAGCUUGUGGGCCUGUUGCGGUAUGACGACUUGCGCGAGCUGGCCGAGGAGGAGAACGUCCCGACCAAAGACGUCGAAGUCAUCUACGAACGAUUCAAGAUGCUGGACAUCAACUGCGACGACUUUGUCACCAUGGCCGACUUCCAAGAGACCUUCUACCUGGCAUCAGACGUGUACGUGCCGACCUUCUUCUUUCAUAUGAUGGAUAACGAAAAGGUGUCCUUCAACUCGUUCCUCAAGGCCCUGCUCAAGUUUCACCCGACUCGAUCGCUCGAGUCGCGCCUGGCCACUGUCUUCGAGGUGCUGGACAUCAACUCGGACGAGGAGAUUAACCAGCAGGACAUUGUUCUCAUGCUGCAGCGACUCAACACCAACGUGCCGCGCGCAAAGCUCGAGCUCGUUGCCAUCGAGCUCACAAAAGUGCUGCCGGAGGACUCGGGCAACAUCAUCACCAAGCGCACCUUUAUCAACAUGCUCAAGGAGAUUCCCGGCAUCGACCGGCUGGUCCGCAUCGACUUUGCCGUCGCCGAGACCUAG